Myodes glareolus (Bank vole) is the source of this 3567-nucleotide messenger RNA. The record is from RefSeq and is a predicted model, not a curated record. NCBI's taxonomy places the organism in Eukaryota, Metazoa, Chordata, Mammalia, Rodentia, Cricetidae.
UAGAGGGGCCCUCAGACUAGAGGUGGGUUGAGUGGGGAAAAGUCUGCCAGAAAGGUAUGACGUGUUCAUGAAACUCCCUUGAGACCAGGAAACACAGUGGGUGGUUAGAGGGCUAUGGUGAAAGACAGCAUCCCCAGCAGUGGGUCUCAUGUGAGGUCAGAGGCCAGCCUUCCAGUCAGAGAAAGGGGAAGGAGGACAGAGAGUGCGAACAAGUCAUUCGAAGGGCGAUGAGGCUCUGAAGAGGCAGGAACCUACGGCCUGGAGAGCACCCAAGGUCCCAUCCCACUGCCCCGGAGGGAGUCCCAGAUGGGUGUGUGGCAGCGCUGAAACUGAGCAGCCCUUUGGGAAGGCCCAUCUGGAGCAGAAGAGCGCUGCCUGAGGUGUCGUCAGAAGCGGCAGGCAGUUACUCGCCUGAAAGCACCGUUUCCCCAACCUGGCAGCCCCUGGCAACUUCUCCAGACCAAGCUGUGAGCUUCUUGUGGGAAGGAUGCCAAGUGCCUGCUGAGGGCGACCCGCCUGCCGCACUGAGGCAAUUGGAAGUGUCUGACUUCAGUUCCCUACGCUAUACCAAGGCAAGGCUAGGACAUGCUGGCUGUCACUGGGCUCUGGGAUUCUGCAGGGAGGUAUCCUGAAGGAGCAGUGUUCCAUGAGCUCUGUGGGCACCCUAACCUCUUGGAACUUUUGAAUCCCUCUUCCUUAGGGUUCUAAGCAGUGACCCCCACAUCUCACACUCACAGGUUUCAGGUCGCAGAGAAGCCAGGCAGCCCCUUCCAUGCCCAGAGGCAGAGAGUGAGAGUGUGGGGGUGGGGCUGCAUUUUCAGGUGAAGGGGACUCAGCUGGGAGCCCAGCCACUGGCAGCAUGGAGCUCUUCCCCACAGGUAGCCCAGGACCCAGUCUGUCCUGCUCCUGGAUGCUGCUAUUGGACACUGAACACAUGCCCAGGGAUGUGUUCUGCUGGAGGCACCCCAGGUUGCUUCUGGCUCCAGGACCAUGAAUGCAACUUGCAACAGCACCCUGUGGCCUGAGUCGCUCCACUACGUCUUCGGUGUCUACUUGAUCUUGCUGCUGGUGCUGGGCCUGCUGCUCAACGGCCUGGCGCUCUGGGUGUUCUGCUGUCGCAUGCACCAGUGGACGGAGACCCGUGUCUACAUGACCAACCUGGCUGUGGCUGACCUCUGCCUGCUCUGUUCCCUGCCAUUCAUGCUAUAUUCCCUGAAAUCCACUAAAGAUACACCAGUCUGCCAGCUUUCACAGGGCAUCUACCUGGCCAACAGGUACAUGAGCAUUAGCUUGGUCACUGUCAUUGCUGUGGACCGCUACGUGGCAGUGCGGCAUCCCAUACGCGCCCGUGAGCUGCGGUCCCCAAGAAAGGCUGCCGCAGUGUGUAUGGCUCUCUGGGUGGUGGUGCUCUCUUCCCUGGUAGUGCGCUGGCACCUGGGGCUGCAGGAAGGUGGCUUCUGCUUCAGAAACCAUGGCCGGCACAAUUUCAGCACCAUUGCCUUCUCACUGCUGGGCUUCUACCUGCCCCUGGCCAUCAUGGUCUUCUGCUCUUUGCAGGUUGUGAUCGCCCUGGGGCAGAGGCCGACCACUGAUGUGGUGCAGGUAGAGGUCACCCGCAAGGCCACCCACAUGAUCUGGGCCAAUUUGGCAGUGUUUAUCAUCUGCUUCCUGCCCCUGCAUGUGGUCCUGACGGUGCAGUUCUCCCUGGGUCUAAACACCUGUGCUGCCCGUUCCACCUUUAGCCGUGCCCUGUCCAUCACAGGCAAACUCUCAGAUGCCAACUGCUGCCUGGAUGCCAUCUGUUACUACUACAUGGCCAAGGAGUUCCAGGAUGCAUCCAGGUCAGCUGUGCCCUCCAAUGCUCCCCACAAGAGCCAAGAUACUCAGAGCUUGACCCUCACCUAGAAGCAUGCGCCAUGGACCAGAGGAACCUGUGAUAUUAUCAAGGAACCCCCAAAUCAUCCUGAGCCUGACGUGGGUUUUGAACACUCUAGGAAGCUCAGGCGGCCUAGAGAGAAUGUAUCUGCUCCCCUGAAGAGACCAGAGGACUGAGACUAAAGACCAACUUGAAGGACCCUGGAACCUGCCACCCUGGACCUAGAACCCCUGAGGCACCAGAAUGGGGCCUUGAUGGCCAGCCACUGGGUUUAGAAUAGAGCUCUCCCCUGGACACGGUCCUGACAGGGCCCUCGGUGUCACCCAGAUGCAAGCGAUGAGAUGCAAAGAGGAACAUAGAACUUAAAGAGUCAGGAGAUCUCUUCCAAGAGGACCAUCUAAUGGAUGCCUCCUCUAGAGACUUCCAGACUUCAUGCUUCCUGUAGGGGUGGCUGUGGUUUGGAAGGCUGUCCUCUAUGGCACACGGCUGUCAGUGUUGCUCAGGCUCCGUCUCCAGGGAGGUUCCAGUUCAGAAGACCCUGUGGUCAUAAAGCUAUGCUCAACACAGUAACACGCUGCUGUUGAAGCCCUGAACCUCUUGGUGGUGUUUUCAUUUUGUAGUGGGCCCGUUGAUCACAGGGUCAAUGGCUGUGGUGGUAGUCUUCUGGAGUUUGUUAUGAGGAAGAUUGACAUUUGGCCUGGUACCUGCUCUCUCUGAGGAUGUGGCCUGCAAAGAUAGGCUUCAAAGCCAGCUUAGGGACUGGAGAGAUGACUCAGAAGUUAAGAGCACGGCUGCUCUUCCAGAGGUCCUGAGUUCAAUUCCUAGCAACCACAUGGUGGCUCACAACCAUCUAUAAUGAGAUCUGGUGCCCUCUCCUGGUAUGCAAGCAGAACACUGUAUUCAUAAAUAAAUCUUAAAAACAAACCAAAGCCAGCUCAGAGCCAGAGCACAUUUGGAGGUGUUGAUAGUCCUGGCCUUUCUCCCUCUGUGCUUUAUCUUUUGUCUUGGCCCAAAUGCUGCAACCAGAGCCCUUCCAACUGGGAGUUCCUCCCCAGACUCCCAACUCCCACUUCAUCCUGCUCUUAUUGGCACCUCUUUUGCCUGACCUUUUCUGCAGAAACCAAAUGUCUGUUUACCCUCCAGACACCAAAGAAAGGAUUCCAUCCAAGUCCAGACAGGUGAACCAGUUUGCUGGAGUUACUUACUAAAGCUUGGUGACUCCAUGGUGACGCCAUUACUGAAAAGCCUCACUCAGCAUGGGUGACAACUCACAAGAACAGCACCGAUAGAUGACCAAUCCCUAGGAAACGUCCACCUCGUAUAGACCUGGACACCCGCUCCAGACAAGAUGCAGAUGGGGUCUGGGGGAGUGGAGGCUGGAACUUCAGGGCUGCUGACCCUCGUGUCCCUGUAAAAGCUAACAGCUUCGGGACCAACACCAGUCUGUUUACCACAGUAGUAUUUUGCUAAUUUCAUUGUCAUGACUGUGGGCCAAGGUCUUCAGUGGAUCAUAGCAGCAGUGUUCUUGCUCAUGGCUGAUGAUCAUGCUAAGCUAGAGGAAAUGGCUUUCCUACCACACUUGACCACGUUUCCUUCAGCUCCUCUUUCGACACUCUACAAUAUUCUCUGAACCUUUGCCUUGGAAAGUAUGUUGUAUCCACAUGUAUCUAUAUAUAAAUAUAUAAUACACA